CACCGGUCCUGCGCCUGGGAGCACAGAGCGGGGGUGGGAUUCAUCUCCCAUCUGUGUGACUGUGGCUCCCGGCUGGCUGAGGCACCAUCACACCGGCUUCCUAGGGACACCCUGCUUUCCAUGACCUGUCCCCGCUCUCCUGUCCUCAUUCCCUCCCUCUCAGCUAUUGCCUGCUCAGUGCCUGCACCCAACGGCCGCCCACAGAACCGGGACGGUGGCACCAGCUCUCUGCCUGCCUCCCCAGCCGUCCCCACAGUGCUCACAGACCUUUAGCCACCGCCCCCCCCCCACCGCCGAGCCUGCUUUCCGUUCUUCAAAUACGCCCAGCGCUUUGCUGCUCUAGUUUCAGCUCAAAUGUCACCUCCCUCGUGGCACCAUCUAAGUGGCCCCCCAGGGAAAGGUGUCACAUUUAGAAAAUAAAAAUCAGGACAGCAGUGAAACUUGAAUUUCAGGCCCCCACGCACGUACAGAGCCUGGGAUGGAAGCUUUGGGGAAGUGGAGGCCUCACCUGUGUCGCUGAUCCAGGUAUUGCCAGAGCCAAGGCAUGGUGUGCAAGUGACUUGUUAUCAUUGUCACGCAAAAUAAUACAGUACAACACUUGUUACAAUGUUUAUUAUUGUUAUCGGCUGCUGCUGAACUACGGCCCUGGGGAAGCAGGCUGUGCGACCUGGGGUGCUCCUUCCCGUCUCUGGGCCUCAGUUUCCCCGCCGCGUAGGGAAGAUGGGCCGGGCUCGGACCCCGGGGCGGGAGACAGCUGCCCGGCGUCCCCGUGCGUCCACUCCGCACCCGCCGCUCCCAGGCCCGGCCGUCCAGCGCCCCCUGGCGGCCGCCUGCCCCGCCCUCCGCCGGCUGGACCUCGGUGUUACACCGACGGCGGCCCCCCCAGUUCCCUUCCGGCGCUCAGGUUUCUCGGCCCCAGGCCGGCCCUCGGGGAGAUCCCGGGCUUACCCCAACCCGAUCCUGGGCCUCUGAGCGCGGACGCCGCUCGCCGGGGUGGUAGCCCUUUUCCUUGGGGGCCAAAGAGCCCCGCCCUGCUCCCGGCCGCGCGGAACCAGAGGCGAAGGCCCGGUUUCCAGCCGGUCGGGGAGAGAAGGGUACUUCCUGGGAUCGGCGCUCACGUGCGGAGACCCGCGCGGGGCGGCUUCCGGGGCCGCGCGCGCUGCUGUCCCCGCGGCCGGCGAAUUGGGGUCCAGCGGGACCUGUGCUCGGCGGGCAGAGCUCGGCUACGGGGCCGCGGCGCCGCCGUGGAUGGCCGCGGGGGCCGGGACGGUGCCGGGAUGGCGAAGGCGAGGGUGCUGGUCCCCGAGCGCGCCCCGGGCGACCCCGCGCCUAAGCCCGGACUCGUCAAGAAGCCGAAUCGGAAGAAAAACAGGAAGAAAAGAUUUUGGAAGAACAAAGCGCGAGAAGCAGGCCGAAAGCCGGGAAACGGCCCCGGCGUGGUCGUGGUGCGACCUCCAAAGGCACCGGAGGACUUUUCCCAAAACUGGAAGGCGCUGCAGGAGGAGUUGCUGAAACAAAAAUCACAGGCCCCGGAAGAGGCUCUUGUUCUCUCUCAGACGGAUUCCAAAAAGCAGCCCCAAAGUGUCCAACAAAACAGGAAAGUGAUCUCAGAUAAAGCAAAGAGAGAUGAGAUGGGGACAGAAAACACAGACCCCAAGGCCACGGGGGGCUCUGUGCCCUCAGGAUGUCUGAUGAACAGGAAGAUCCGGGCACAGUGCAGUGAGAAAGGAGCAAAGAAAAGGACCAAUGAUGACAUUUCCCCGAAACGAGGAGAAGUCAGACAUAAGAAGUGGAAAGCUGGGGAGGUGACCGCCACCUUGCCCCCGGCCCCGCCCACCGAAGAAGACAUCUGGUUUGACGACGUCGACCCAGCGGACAUCGAAGCAGCCAUCGGUCCGGAGGCAGCCAGGAUAGCAAUGAAGCGGCUGGGUCAGAGCGGGAGCAGCAUCACGCUGGUGAAGGAGCGGGCCUUCGGCGGCCUCACUAAAGCCUUAGCCGUGGACUGUGAGAUGGUGGGCGUGGGCCCCAAGGGGGAAGAGAGCAUCGUGGCCCGCGUGUCCCUGGUGAACCAGUACGGGAAGUGUGUUUAUGACAAGUACGUGAAGCCAACCCAGCCGGUGACUGACUACAGGACGGCGGUCAGCGGGAUCCGGCCUGACGACCUGGCUCAGGGAGAAGAAUUUGAAGUCGUUCAGAAGGAGGUGGCAGAGCUGCUGAAGGGCCGGAUUCUAGUCGGACACGCGCUGCACAAUGACCUGAAGGCGCUGUUUCUUGGUCACCCGAAGAAGAAGAUCCGGGACACUCAGAAGUACAAACCUUUCCGGAGCCAAGUGAAGAGUGGACGGCCGUCUCUGAAGCUGCUUGCGGAGAGAGUCCUGGGGAUCCGCGUGCAGCAGGCGGAGCACUGCUCGAUUCAAGAUGCGCAGGCAGCUAUGAGGCUGUACGUCCUGGUGAAGAAGGAGUGGGAGAGCAUUGCCCGAGACAGGCGGCCCCCGGCCUCCAGCGCCCCCGGUGACGACGCCUAGCAGGAGCCCCGUCCUGUGCCAUGCUCGCAGGCAGCUGGGACCAAGUCACCGGACAGAUGGAGUCCCCCCCGGAGCAGUGACCCUGUGGAAAGGUCUCAGAAUCAUGGCAGCAGGGGCACGUGGCGUGCUUGCUGCUGGGCAGCACGUCUCCUGUCUGGUUGUGGCGUCUGAGACUCAUCCCCGCACGUGGGACAGGAGGAGGGGCUGUCCCUGGGGGUUCCCCGGGUCCCAGGACCAGAAGCGCCUAGUUGUCCCCAGAUCUGCGGCACCUCCCUUUGAGGAGGCCCCUUACCCUCGUAGCCUCAGCCAACGGAAAGGAAAGAACUCCGCGGACUCGGGCCUGGACCGCGCGGCUGUGGGCAGCCCAGCGGCAGCCUCGUUGCGGGGUUUUCAGCGGUUGCUUUCUCACCCGCCGCACACAAGUUUAAAGUGCAGGUCGAGGCCCAUGGCCAGCGAGGGGAGCUCGGGCUGCCCAGCACGGUGGCAACAGUUCUCCCCAGAGGUGGGCGCCUGCCCGACUAGGAUGGACAUUCUGACCACGGGCGGCCUGCAGGCCUCUCCCCCCGGCCCGUGGGGCCUUCUAAGCACAGGAGCCGCCAGUUGCAGUGAGUGGAGCGUGUGACGCAAAAGUCCAAACCCACAGAGGAUGUUGUGUGACAUAAACACAGGUUUUUACUUGAGCUGGAGCUUGUGAAGGCUCAGUGUCUGAGGGGACUACUGUGUCCCCCUGCUGGUCCUGGGUGACACCUCUCCCUGACUCCCACCCCUAAGGAGACACCCUGUGGCACUGGGUGCCCCGUCAGGUACAGCCUGGGGAGGGAGGGGCGGCUGCCUGGCGCAGGCUUACUGCCCACCUUCGGAGCUGGGCCGCGAGGCCUCUUCCAGCUUCUGAAGCACACUUUGUGCGUAAGAAACCAGCUCCUGCAAGAACAGUAGGUCAGCUGUUUCCAUGGACGGUCUCUGCGUCCACGAGUAAUUUCUGUUAAUCUGCUUUUCUUUGAAGAGGUCUCACUGCUGCUCGUCUUCAGGGUUUACUUCGGCCCAGUCAUGGACACGGGUGAUACGGGGAGAGCCUCUUAAGACCACACACGCGGCAGUCCCAGUCACCUCCACACAAACCGCUGGUCCGGCCCCUGGACUCUGUGCCACCCGGGUCUGGCUGAGGCAGUCCCCCGACACUCACCAGGCUGGAGGUGAAGCGCCCGUGGAUCUCCUCGACCAGGGGCUGGAUGCCGCUGGACACCAGCUCCGACAGGAUCUCCUCUGCGGGCAGAGCAGAGGGUCCUGAGGCCAGGCCCCGACCCCCCGAGGCUUAGCGUGAACCGCCGGGACUUGGGAGCGGGCGUCACCCGUGCCCGCGUGGUGCCUGGCACGGAGGGUUCCUGCCCCUCCCCCGUCGGUUACAGCCGCGAGCAGGGCGCCUCUUGAAUGCUGGCUUCCA
This is a messenger RNA of Mesoplodon densirostris (Blainville's beaked whale), 3966 nucleotides long. It is a transcript of the gene REXO4, whose product is annotated as REX4 homolog, 3'-5' exonuclease. The transcript is spliced from 9 exons. Lineage: Eukaryota; Metazoa; Chordata; Mammalia; Artiodactyla; Ziphiidae. Gene Ontology annotation, molecular function: 3'-5' exonuclease activity; nucleic acid binding. Gene Ontology annotation, biological process: DNA catabolic process; rRNA processing. The record is from RefSeq and is a predicted model, not a curated record. Gene Ontology annotation, cellular component: nucleus. Bases 1278 to 2525 code for a protein of 415 amino acids.